AUGGUUAUUCCAAAAUAAUUAUCGGUCUUUGUCAAUCUAACUAUUGGAAAAGGAUAUGUUUUGAAGAAAUGGAAUAAAGCAAAAGCCUUUCUUGAUAAGUUCAAAAUAAAAUAUCAAGUCAUUUUGACAUAAUAUCAAAAUAAUUGUCAUGAUUAUUUAUUAAAAGAACAUCUUUGA
Molecule: messenger RNA, 177 nt
Organism: Paramecium tetraurelia
Lineage: Eukaryota; Ciliophora; Oligohymenophorea; Peniculida; Parameciidae
Exons: 1
Source: RefSeq, a predicted model, not a curated record